Molecule: messenger RNA, 780 nt
Organism: Cryptosporidium muris RN66
Lineage: Eukaryota; Apicomplexa; Conoidasida; Eucoccidiorida; Cryptosporidiidae
Exons: 1
Coding region: 1-780 (259 amino acids)
Biological process (GO): ubiquitin-dependent protein catabolic process
Cellular component (GO): cytoplasm; proteasome regulatory particle, lid subcomplex; nucleus
Molecular function (GO): endopeptidase activator activity; proteasome binding; ubiquitin binding
Source: RefSeq, a predicted model, not a curated record
AUGGAAGGAUUGCACAGUACCCAAGUAUUAGUAAAGAUCAAAGCAGGUAGACUAUUUUGGGAUGGUUACUUGGUUGUACCUGAAAAAAAAAAGGGAAGUUUGCAAGUGAUAAGAAAUGAAAUUAGAAAUGUCGUUCAAGUUUGCUGGGUAAAUCGUGAUAAUGGGGAUGUUGAAGAAUUAAUUGAUGUUUGUGAGGGUAUGAGACUUGAAGAGGUGCCUGAAUGUACUUCGGGUCAUGUUUAUGUUCUAAGAGGACUACAUGACAAAAAACCUCAUUUAUAUUGGAUUCAGGAGAAGUUCGAUUAUUUAGAUAGUGAAAAAGAGUUAAUAAACAACUUUAAUAAGAAAUUAAAGGAUUCUUAUGAACAUACAAUUUCUAAUCCUAGACUACAACUUAGGGAAUCCUUAGAAAUAGCUUUAUCCCAAACAGAGAAUAGCAACUUGCUUGAUAUAAUUCAAUUAAAAAGCCAUAUUUCAAUCAACAAUAUACUUUCGAAUGAUGUAUUGGAGGCGAUUCAAUGUGAUCAUCAUGCCAUGCUGGAACUGGAAAGUUUAAUGCCAAAUGGUCAACAAGAUUCUCAAAAUGUCAUUGAUGCAAUGAAAUGUCCUCAAGUUCAAUACACUCUAAGAUUAUUAAAUGAAUCAAUAUAUUCAGAUCAAUUAAUUCCUCUGCUUAAUGCUCUUGGCUUAAAACCUUUACAAGGUAUUUCACAUCCAAUGGAACAAUUCCUGAGUGCAUUGGAAGCAAAUUAUAAUCAAGAUAAAUACGCAAAUUCAUAA